Molecule: messenger RNA, 608 nt
Organism: Caenorhabditis elegans
Lineage: Eukaryota; Metazoa; Nematoda; Chromadorea; Rhabditida; Rhabditidae
Gene: F11G11.4
Exons: 3
Coding region: 128-514 (128 amino acids)
Source: RefSeq, marked reviewed
AAUUUAAUCUUUAUUAUUUAUUCUCACGUGUUUCCUUAUUCAAAAAUUCAUUGCUUACAACAAAGUAUUCAAAAGGCGCCGGUUGUUCAUUGAGCUCUAAAAGAGAAACAAAGGGCAUAAAAGGAAAAUGGCUGAUGACAACGUCUCAUUCACGGAUGCAGGUGACCCAACACAAGGUGCUAAACCUCAAGGAGGCUCAUCAGCAAUGCUGGAUCUGCUCGGAGCACUGGACAAGAAGGAAGAGAAGAAGAAGAAGGAUAAGAAGGGCAAAAAAGGAAAGAAGUCGAAAGGAAAGUCAAAGACCAAGAAAGUCAGAAAGGCCGACAAGUUCGAAUCGCAGAACUUCUUGUUUCGAAUCGAGGGAACCAUCUUUUGUGCUGGAAUCGUUGUCGGAUUGGUGGUGCUGCUCGUCUUCAUCGCAGUUGCAAUCUUCUUUAGCGUGAAGGCUGGAGGAAACAUGGUGCACUACAUUCAUCCAUGGUGGGGAGGACUUGAGGAAUCUUCUGCGAAUUGAGAGAUGAACCAAAAGAAACGACAAAAUGACAAGCCGGCUUAUUUUUAAAAGUGUCAAUUCUAUUUGACACUAUUCAAUAAAGUAUUUAUUUAUG